CAUUAUCUAGCAAUAUAUUGAAAGAGGAAAUGUUGACCCAUACGACUAAUAAAGAUACUCGAGCGAUCGAGGCUAUUUUAGAUUUUCAAAAUCGUCAGUAUUUAUACCCACUAGUAUAUGAGCCCGAAUUACCUCUCACGAAAAGGGGGGAAGGCGCACAAUUGAUUGAACGAUGCGACGAUAUAAUAAAAUCGACAAAUGACAAUAGAUUAUACAGAAUUCUAGAGCUUACCAAUAAGUUGAAAGUGCUUCUGAUAAGCGACCCGAUGACCGAUAAAAGCGCUGCUGCAAUGGAUGUUAAUAUCGGUUAUUUGGAUGAUCCGAAUGAAUUACCAGGAUUGGCGCAUCUUUGCCAGUGUAUGUUACCUAGGGAAUCAAAGAAAUACGCUUUAAAUGAUUAUAGUAUGUAUAUAUCGUUUAACAAAGGCAGAAGUGGUGGAUCGACUCAUAUGGAUCAUACGACCUAUUACUUUGAUAUACAUACGAAUAAGUUAUGGGGCGCUCUAGACCAUUUUGCCCAAUUCUUCAUAGAGCCCAUAUUGUCCGAAGAUAGAAUCGAGGAGGAAGUGAUGGCUAUAGAAUGGGAAUAUAUGAAUAAUUUGCAAAACAAUGUCUAUAUAUACGAUCAUUUAGAUAACUCCAAGGAUUUGGAAAGUGUCAAAUUCAAAUUCGGCCUAGGAAAUAAGCAUACAUUGGAUACAGUACCGAAGCAGAAAGGCAUUAAUGUCUGGGAAAGACUGCUUGAAUUUUAUGAAGUACAUUACUCCGCUGAUAUUAUGUCGCUGUGCGUCCUCAGCAAAGAGAACUUGAAUGAACUAGAGAAAAUGGUAGUGGAUAUCUUUUGUAAGAUACCUAACAAAAAUAUUCAACCUCAAAAAUGGAAUUAUAAUCUAUUUCAUCAAGACCACUGUGGCCAUACGUGGUACACUGUUCCGGCACAGAAUACGAGGGCUUUAUUGAUAACAUUUCCUAUAUCGUUAGCAAGAUUUUUCGAUACAUUUUCGGAGGAGUAUAAAUGCAGGCCUACAAAAUAUAUCUCCUAUUUCUUGGAACGAGAAGGAGAGAAUACGUUACUGACAUGUUUGAAGAAGUUGGACUUGUGUAAAUCCAUUGUAUGCGGAGAACGUGCCAAAGCACGAGGUUACAUGUUUUAUGAUAUUCGUCUCAAUCUGACCGAAAAUGGUCUUAAACAUACCGAGUCAAUCAUCUAUCAAGUGUUUCAUCAUAUUUGGCUAAUGCAGCAGGAAAAUUCAAUGGAAUGGAUCUUCGACGUACAUAUAAUUGAUGCAACAAAAAAUAUAAAUAUAUGUAGAGGGUGCUGAGUAAAUCGUCGUGAA
This is a messenger RNA of Dinoponera quadriceps, 1337 nucleotides long. Its product is annotated as insulin-degrading enzyme-like. Gene Ontology annotation, molecular function: metal ion binding; metalloendopeptidase activity. Lineage: Eukaryota; Metazoa; Arthropoda; Insecta; Hymenoptera; Formicidae. Gene Ontology annotation, cellular component: mitochondrion; cytosol. The record is from RefSeq and is a predicted model, not a curated record. Gene Ontology annotation, biological process: peptide catabolic process. The coding region runs from base 30 to 1322 and encodes 430 amino acids. The transcript has 5 exons.